Molecule: messenger RNA, 1327 nt
Organism: Rana temporaria (common frog)
Lineage: Eukaryota; Metazoa; Chordata; Amphibia; Anura; Ranidae
Product: gastrula zinc finger protein XlCGF49.1-like
Exons: 5
Coding region: 500-1177 (225 amino acids)
Biological process (GO): central nervous system development; regulation of transcription by RNA polymerase II
Cellular component (GO): nucleus
Molecular function (GO): DNA-binding transcription factor activity, RNA polymerase II-specific; RNA polymerase II cis-regulatory region sequence-specific DNA binding
Source: RefSeq, a predicted model, not a curated record
GCCCCUCACAUCUCCGGAUGGAUCCAGUAAUAGAAAUCCCCCAGAGAGAUGUCCCCGUCCUCUGUAUUCCCGGGACUCCACACAGGAACAUCAGGAGAUCCCUCAGGAGGAUCAGGUGACGCCGAAGGCAGACCAGACGGAUUGUAUAACCGAAGGUACAGAGGAAGAGGAUGAGACGGAUGCGAGAGGCGAUGAGCCGUGUAAGGAGGAAAUUCCUCCAGAGAUCAGCGCAGACACUGCAUCCCCUCAGACAGAAGUCAAAGAUGAAGAGGAUGUGGAAGUAAUACAGAUUAAGAUUGAAGAAGAGGAAGUCCUUCCAGAGAUCAGCAAAGAUGGAGAAUUGGAAGAGGAAGAAGACAUCACAUCAGAUUCUUCAGAAGACAGCAUUACUCCAGACUGUUCUUCGAAGCCACCUCCCCAAAAAGGGAAUUUGCUCGAUCUCUCCCCUCCCGCCACCGAUCAUACAGCUUGUCGAGUGGGUAAAUGGUUCCUAUGUACAAUGUGCGGGAAAUCUUUUACCCGGAGAGCCAGUGUUAUUCAACAUCAGAAGAAGCACACUGGAGAGAAGCCAUACUCCUGCUCCGAAUGUGGGAAAUGCUUCGACAGGAAAAGGAACCUCACGACACAUCAUCGGAUCCACUCCGGGGAGAAGCCGUUUUCGUGUUCCGAAUGCGGGAGGCUUUUUGCCUGGAGAGCCAGCCUUGUUGAACACCAGAGAACUCACACGGGCGAGAAGCCGUAUCCAUGUCUAGAGUGCGGGAAAUGCUUCACUCAGAAAACCCACCUUACCAAACAUCAGAGGACUCACACCGGGGAGAAGCCGUACUCUUGUUCCGAGUGCGGGAAACGUUUUACUGAGAAGGCCUAUGUUCUCGUACAUGAGAGAACGCACACGGGCGUCAAGCCGUAUUCCUGUACAGAGUGCGGGAAAUGUUUUAACCAGAGAAGCCACUUUUUUGCGCAUCAGAGAGCACAUACGGGGGAGAAGCCAUUUUCAUGUGCGCAGUGCGGGGAAUGUUUUAGUGAAAGAGCCCAGCUAGCCACACAUCGAAUUGUUCACACCGAUGUCCACCCGUAUUCUUGUCCCGUAUGCGGCAAAUGCUACAGCAGCAAAUCAAAUCUGGUUCGGCACGGGCAGGUCCACGCGAACGUGGAAACUCCUGCAUGUUCUAAAUAAGGGAAAAUUUCUUCAGAGAGAUGGGAUGAUGUCACAUGUCGGGCUGAACUGGGUGGACUUGUGUGUUUUUCAGCCAUAUUAACUACCAUAUAUACUCGAGUAUAAGCCGACCUGAAUAUAAGCCGAAAACGUAUUGACUCAAGUAUAAUG